Molecule: messenger RNA, 2476 nt
Organism: Pangasianodon hypophthalmus (striped catfish)
Lineage: Eukaryota; Metazoa; Chordata; Actinopteri; Siluriformes; Pangasiidae
Gene: fuca2
Product: alpha-L-fucosidase 2
Exons: 7
Coding region: 371-1729 (452 amino acids)
Biological process (GO): glycoside catabolic process; fucose metabolic process
Cellular component (GO): lysosome
Molecular function (GO): alpha-L-fucosidase activity
Source: RefSeq, a predicted model, not a curated record
AGAAAACUACGUACAUAAAUCUCAAGAUCUUCAGAAAGUCUGUCCCCUGUUUUCUCAUGUGUCUUCAGGAGAUACUUUUCCUCUGAAGAUAUUUUAUUAUUGUUACGUGUAUUUAUUGAUAUUGCAAAAUCUUUACGCUACACACAUUUGAUGAUCACAUGACGAUUUGGAGUAAACAAGGAAGUACAACAUGUUUCUGCUUAUUCAGUAGUGAAAGCAGGAAGAAAGAUUCACUGUGGUUAAUCAACAGUCAGAGAAACAAAGAGUCUCACUGAGAUCACAUGAACUCCUGUAGGACGAUAUCAUGUGAUAGGUUUGAUGCAGGUUUGUCCAGUCCUGAGCUAAAAGCAGAGCAGACAGGUACUUCAACAUGGCCAGAUGGAGCUGGGGUUUUUUAUUCCUGUUAAUGGGAGGUUGUUAUUGUCAGUAUAAACCUACAUGGGAGUCGAUUGAUUCGAGACCCGUGCCUGAAUGGUUUGAUCAAGCAAAGUUUGGGAUCUUUAUACACUGGGGUGUGUUUUCAGUCCCCAGCUAUGGCAGCGAAUGGUUCUGGUGGUAUUGGCAAGGCCAGAAAAUCCCAUCCUAUUUGUACUUUAUGGCCAAAAACUACCCCCCUGGAUUCAAGUAUCAAGACUUCGCACCGCAUCUCACCGCUGAGUUCUUCAAUGCCAAGGACUGGGUAGACAUCUUUGCAUCAUCAGGAGCAAAGUAUAUUGUCCUCACAACUAAACAUCAUGAAGGUUACACCUUGUGGGGUUCAAAGUACUCAUGGAACUGGAAUGCGGUGGAUGUUGGGCCAAAGCGGGACCUGGUGGACGAAAUAUCCAGUGCUUUACGGAAGUACAGUGACCUGCGCCUAGGACUCUACCACUCUCUCUUUGAGUGGUUUCACCCUCUUUUCAGAGCAGAUGCAGCCAACAAUUUUACUACCUCAUCAUUUCCUCAAGAGAAGUCCCUGCCUGAGCUUUAUGAGAUCAUAAACAAGUACAAACCAGAAUUACUGUGGUCUGAUGGAGACGGAGAUGCCCCAGACCAGUAUUGGAAUAGCACAGGGUUCCUUGCAUGGCUAUACAAUGAGAGCCCUGUGCGGGACACUGUUGUGACUAAUGAUCGAUGGGGAAAGGGUAGUAUUUGUACACACGGUGGAUAUUACACUUGCGCUGACCGCUACAACCCAGGACAUCUGUUGAAGCACAAAUGGGAGAACUGCAUGUCAAUUGACCAGCGCUCAUGGGGCUAUAGACGAGACGCCAAAUUCAGUGAUUACCUCACCAUUGAGGAGCUGAUUAAGACCUUUGUGGAGACUGUGUCGUGUGGGGGGAAUUUGUUAAUGAAUGUGGGUCCAACACACGAUGGCCGCAUUAUUCCCAUAUUUGAGGAGAGAUUAAGGCAGAUGGGCCAGUGGCUGAAAGUUAAUGGUGAAGGAAUCUACAAUACGACUGCUUGGAGAGUACAGAAUGACAGCGUUACACCUGGAGUUUGGUACACAUGGAAGUCACAAGAGAAGGCAGUCUAUGCAUUUUUGCUUUCAUGGCCAAGCGAAGGAUAUGUUAUUCUCAGUGACCCUAUAGUGUCACUAGCUCAAACACAGGCGGUGUUACUGGGCUACAAACCACUGAAGUGGGUCCCAUCGAAGCCCAAAGGUCUACAGGUCUACCUUCCUGCUCUGUCUCCUGGUCAGAUGCCCUGCUCCUGGGCCUGGACUAUUCGUCUUACUGGUGUAGAUUAGGAACAUUAAUCAUCCUCAGUAGUAUUCCUCAGAGGAUUAUGCACAAUACUCACAUGAUAGUAUGGGCAUGGCAAAGAAACUAUACCAUUCUAACAUUUGACUUUUGACUUUUAAUUCUGCUGUCACAAUGUUUUUUAUGGGUUUUAAUAUCUUCGAGGUUUUUUUUCUAUAGAGGAAUACUGUGAAUGUCUGUGAAUAACUACUGAAUCAUUCUAUAACCAGUCAAAAUUCGAAGUAUGUGUAAAGCCUUGUAUUUCUUUUUUGGGAUAUGGUAAAGUAAGAAUGUAUUUUAAAUUAAUCAGGAGUGGGAAAUAUGCCAAAAAAAAAAAAAAAGCAUUUGAGAUUUUAUAAAGCAAAAUGCCUGGUCCCUGGUGGUCUAGCGGCUAAGCAUCCCGCACUCUCACCCUGGGCAGGGAACCAACCCAGCCAGUGGGAGUAUACUCUCGGUGCCAGUCCCAAGCCUGGAUAAAAAGGGAGGGUUGCAUCAAGAAGGGCAUCCAGCGUAAAAUCCUGUGCCAAAUCAAACAUGUGGACCAAAGAUCCGCUGUGGCGACCCCUAAAGGGAGCAGCCGAUAGACCAACAACAACAACAUAAAGCAAAAUGUCUGAGUGAAUUAAUUUUAAAGCAAUGAAUGACACAAAUAAAAUCGAUCUUAGUGUUGCAUAGAAAAGCUUGCUUUUUUAAAUCUGUCUGUUGUGACUGUAAGCAUUUUAAUACUGAGAGAUUAAAAUACUUUCAUACGUCCA